AAUUAAACAAAUUAAAAAAGGAUAAUCACGUUUGUUUGAAGAGAAAAGGAAGAGGAAAAUGAGAGUUUGAAUCAGAAGCCAUUUGCUUUGGCUUGGGGUUGCUCUUCUGAUUCAAAUUCCAGUUGAAAAAUUGAAAAAAAAAAAAAAAAAAGAGUUAAAAAUGGCGGCGUCGAAUUCGAAUUCGAAUCCGUCGCUGCAGCCUGAGAUCGGACCCGACGGCCUUGCUCGGGAGGCUUCUGUCAUUACCUACACUGAGAAGAUAAUCGAGAACGAACAGCUUCAAUUAAGAAAAUAUAUUGAAGAAAACUAUUCUAAAAUUCGUGAUGUCGAACGAGAGCUGGCACAGUUGUCAAUGGAGAUGAAACUCACAGCUGGGCCAAAAAAAUCAGCUCUUGAACAUUUGAGGAAGAAAAUAGAGAUGUCAACGGAGAAAAUUCACGCUGCCAAGCUGAAGGAAGAACAAGCUCGAAAGGUGUGGGAAGCAGCAUUACAGGCUGUAAAGGACGAGGAAGCUAUCAAGCAGCAGCUUUGUGAAGACUUAAACCAACUGGUGCAAGAAAGCAGCAGUUCUCAGUUUACGAGACUGGAGGAGUUAAAAAGACGACUUGAAGCUAUGAACCCAAGCAGAUCAUCAGCUUCUGUUUCUCAUGAUGGCAAAUCAAUGGGUCCAGAUGCUCCUACAGUUCCGGGAUCAACAGAAUCAGGUGGAGUCACUCAAAACACCUCUAAUCCAGGAAAUGCUGGAAAUGUUUCGGUCACGAAUGGGCACAAUCAACAGCCACCUGUUGAGGGAGAAGGAAGAGGAAAGAAGAAAAGUCAGUUCCACGGAAGAGGGAAGGGACUUGGAGCUGUGCCCAAGGGUAGGGGACCUCCUCCGCCCGGCUGGACAGGGGCUGGGUUCGAUGCUUAGGGUUGUUAUUCUGAUUUUUCUCUGUGCCGAAAGAUCUUGGAUAUAUUCUUUCGUCCAUCUUUCUUCCCCUGUGUUUCUUAAUUGUCUCUAGCAUUUGAUAUGAGAAAAUGCAAGCCGACCUUUCUGACUUCUCUUUGCUUCUUCACGCCCCUGUAUUUUACCGAUAUCAAGCAAGAAUCAAGAAUUUAGACGUU
Pyrus x bretschneideri (Chinese white pear) is the source of this 1104-nucleotide messenger RNA. RefSeq lists its product as uncharacterized. NCBI's taxonomy places the organism in Eukaryota, Viridiplantae, Streptophyta, Magnoliopsida, Rosales, Rosaceae. The record is from RefSeq and is a predicted model, not a curated record. The coding region runs from base 161 to 910 and encodes 249 amino acids. The transcript has 7 exons.